AUGCCGCAGCCUCUGCCGCAGGAGUUUCUUGAGGAUGCCCUUGCCACCUGGGAACGGCUGCGGCAAUGGACCGAUCUUAACAAUUACCUCUGCGCGCUCCGCCGCUCACCGUUUCACCGCCAGUUGCAGUCGGGGCGGGAUCCGUACUCGCUGCGCCUGGCGCGUCGGGUAACGGAGGUGGUGGAGAGCCUGGCAGCCCGUGCGGAUAUGGCUGUAGAGGAAGAUGUCACGCCGCGCGGGGCACUGUUGGCGCUGGCCAAGGAUGUGCGCCUGGCUCUUUCGCCCCUGCCCGGGUCGCAGCCUUCGGAGUUGGGGCCGACACCAGCAGCGGCAGCGGACACGCAAUUGCCCUCCUCCGCCUUCGGCCCGGCAACUAAGGCGGCAGCUGCGGCCACGCAAACCCUUGGCGCCGUUGCUUCUGCAGGCGGUUUUCCCUCUGACGCUUGGAGUGUGUCUGUCGUGCACCGAUCCGUCUCUGGCACGAUGGUCAUGGAGGGACUGCAUGUACUCACGUGCCCGGGUGUGCAGCUGCGCAUCGAGGCGGCGGUUGCGCGGCUGCGGGAGCGGGUCAAGGAGGAGUUGGUGGGUGGGGUCAAUUGGGACGCGUUUCCCCACACACCCAAGGAGCUGCAGGCGUUGCGGGCCACCACAAUGCUCCUAGACGACUUUGAGGCGUCUUACCGUCGUCUGCUUUGCACAUUUCCGUGCGUGCGGGCCAUGGGCUCGCCACACGUCCCGGUGGCGCUACUGCCGGUGUUGUACGAACAGUACUACCAGCUGGGGGAGUGGGUGCUGGAGACGGAGUUCACCGCACGGGCGAGUCCCGGCGCGCGGGUGCAAUCGUUUGAGCAAAGAAAGCUGCAGUUCACGUUGCUGCGCCCGGAUAGAAACUCGGCGUGGGGGUUGCAAUUUAACCACAACGGGAAAUUGACGGGGGUGAGUGCGGUGGUGCGGGCGGCAACCGGUGCGGGAGAGAAGCUGCAUCAGUUCAUGCACGCGAGUAAGGGCGGGCUUUCGCUGCUCUCGUGUAAUUUAAAGCCGGCGGAUUUCAAUAACCUGGACGGGGUCCAGGCGACCGCGAAGCUGGAGGCACUGACCCCGAAGCAGAAGCGCCUGUUCGUGAGGAUGCAGCUGGUCUCCGACAGUGCGCCGGCCGUGGAGCAGCUAGCCUUUCAUGCCACUGGGACAGAAAACUCCUCCUCCUCCUCCUCCCCGCUGCCGCCGCCGCCGCAGCAGCAGCAGCAGCGAGGGCCACAGGAGUUGCCCGUCGCGACGCUGGUGCUCCACCGCGACAACUACAGCGUCUCGUGGGAUGUGGCCAUCACCCGUGAACUCCUUGUUGUGAGUGUCCCUGACGGCAUUCUAUCACCGGCGGCCGUGGCGUUUUUUGCGCGUCACCCCAGGCGGGUGCGCAUCGCCGGGAUAAACGGCGUGGAGGUGACGAACCCGGCCCAACUGGAGGCGCUGAGUUCGACGAUCAACACAAUUGUGAUCGACCUGCAGAUCAUCCCACCACCGUCGUCAUCGACGUCGGACGGGGGGCAGCAGGCGGACGCAGCGCCACCAGCAGCGGUGGAGAUAAACGGCAGUGAGAGAGAACAGCUGCGGGGCAGCGGGGCACCAGCGCCUGUAGAUGGCGCCGUCCCCAAGCGUGCCAAGAGACAGCCGCCCGCGGCCUCCAAAGAGGCGGCUACGGCCCCAACGAAGAAUCCGCCUUUGGGCAACGAAGAAGGCAAGCAGCGGAGGCGGGGUUCUGGUCUGCAGGAGCAAACGCGGAAAACACCCCUGCGAGAGGCAAGUCCCGCGGGUCCGCCAGGGAAAGUAGGGCCGGCCGCGACUCUGGCGUCUUCUGCGCAGGACUGUGCGUCCCCCACUCCGUCACUUCCCUCGAGAGGCGAGGCGUUGGAGAGGGAGGAGGGACGCGAGGAGGCUGUGCCGAAGCCUCUGGCGGAGGCUGUGCUGCGCGACGUGGAUCGCUUCGCCCUGUCGGAGAAGCCACUUGUGUCCAUCCCGUCGAGGGAGCUAAAAACAACAACUGCGGCGCCUCUCCCACGCCUGACGGAGGAGCAGGAGGAGCAGAAGGAGGAGGUUGGCGCGGCCGACGCCCCUGCUGGAGGUCGUCUCAACGGGAGUCACGUGCCCAACAGCACGCCCGUCGCUGCCUUGUUCUCGGAGGAAUUCACCCCCUCCUUGGAUCUCGAUGGGCCGGAGGAGCCUGCGCCAGCGGCCGAGGCUGAGGCUGAGGGUGCGAGACUGCCUCUGACGCCGUCAGCGUCGCACGAGCAGGAGCAACAACAGCGGCGGCAGCCGCCUGCCGAGCUGCCUGGCGGCGGCGCAGCUGCCGCCGUGGCUCCACUCAAGUUCCCAAAUGACGUGACACUAAAUCUGCUCACACUCGAUGAGAUGGUCCUCAGCCGCCAGUCGGCCGCGAAGAAGUGGGGUCUUUCAAUGGAGAAGGUGGGAACGGAGUCGGGCCGAACGAUUCGGGUGGUUGGGCUGCCGCUUAUCAUGGAUCCGCGGCGUCGGCAGCAUCCCUUUCACAGGCUGUUUACCUCUCGGAAAGGGGAUUGGAUCAUCAUGAGCGUCAAUGGCACCCCCGCCACACGGCUGCCUGAGGUGAUGGAUAUAAUGAAGCACGCACUGCACAUGCAGAUUAAAUUUCACAGAAGGUGGUGA
Messenger RNA from Trypanosoma conorhini, 2676 nucleotides. RefSeq lists its product as uncharacterized. The coding region runs from base 1 to 2676 and encodes 891 amino acids. NCBI's taxonomy places the organism in Eukaryota, Euglenozoa, Kinetoplastea, Trypanosomatida, Trypanosomatidae. The transcript has a single exon. The record is from RefSeq and is a predicted model, not a curated record.